Messenger RNA from Rhizoctonia solani, 474 nucleotides. RefSeq lists its product as uncharacterized. Lineage: Eukaryota; Fungi; Basidiomycota; Agaricomycetes; Cantharellales; Ceratobasidiaceae. The coding region runs from base 1 to 474 and encodes 157 amino acids. The transcript is spliced from 3 exons. The record is from RefSeq and is a predicted model, not a curated record.
AUGGCUUCCUCCGGUCCUCUGGUCUCCGCGCAAGGUCUUACCGGCGAGCAGCUUCAUGCUGAAGAGAACUGGCUAAGUGAAUGGACCCUCGCCGCAGACUCAAUGGAUUGGUCUCAAUGGGAAAGUUUCUGGGACAAUAAUGCAUUUCUCCAAUUCUCUGAUACCCCCAAGCUAGAAGGUAAAGAAGCAAUUGCACAUCAUUGGCGCGAGAAGUUUGGUUUUCUGGAUCAAUUCAAGCACAUUCGUGUUGUGCGUCGGUCAUUCGAUGUUACGUCCGGCUUGAUUUACCAAACCGAACUCCUGAAUUAUCGGAUCAAAGGUGACCCCAAGGCGCGCGAUAUUGAGAUUCGCGCGUUGGUGGUAAUUCACAAGAAAAUUGGAAGCGCCACUAUAGAAGGCUUUGAAGCAUAUUUUAACCAGCAACCUAUAGCCGAUGUUGUACGUGAGCUUCGAGGCGCAAAAAGGCCUGAGUAG